AUGGUGACCACUCAUUACGCAACUGAAAGAAAUAUCUUCUUAAAUGAUUAUAGAGGAAGACUCUUGGAAUCGAUUACUUAUAAUCCUAAUAAUAACUCUGUAUCAUGGGUCGAUAUCAUCUUAGGAGAAGUUCAUAGAACCUUCUUGGAUGAUUUAAAUCACCAUGAUGUGUUGAAAGUUCCAGGAAAGAACGAAAGAGCAGGUGUAUAUUACUUAACAGAUAAUGAUGAUGAGAUUUUCAUUGCAGCAAGAUACGGAAUCUUAAAAGCCAAUUGGAAAACAGGAGAAAUUGGUGAUUAUUUAGUCAAAUAUUCUGAUCAUGGUGCUGAAAAAGAUCGUAUCAGAUCGAAUGAUGGUCAUGUUGAUCCUUUUGGCAAUGCUUGGAUUGGUACUAUGACAGAUUUUGAACAUGGUAAAAUCGUCCCCGAAGGUUCCGUAUACAGAAUUAAGCAAACAAAUGAUUUGAAAUAUGAAGUGAAGGAAAUGAUCCCUAAUGUUCUUAUCCCCAAUGGAAUCGCCUGGCAAGAUAAUAACAAAAGUCUAGUUUGGGUAGAUUCAUUAAACUUCAAGUUAUGGAAAUUUGAUUAUGUUGAUGGGAAUUUGACUAGCAAACGUGAGUUCUUUGAUACAUCGAAAUACUUUACGGAUAACUUAAGUCCUGAACCAGAUGGAAAUUGUUAUACUAAAGAUGGGCACAUUUAUCAAUGUGUUUUCCUGACAAAUAAGGUCUUGCAUUUAUCCCCUACUGGAGAAGUUUUGGAGGAGUUUGUAUUUCCAGCUUCUAACUUAACCUCUUGUUACAUUGGGGGCCCAAAUAUGGACCAGUUGUUUGUGACUAGUGCUCAUCAUAAACUAACAGAUAUGGACUAUAAGAUUGAUAGCUUGGAUGUAACUGGAGAUUUGGGUGGGUUCUUGUUCAAAUUUGAUUUAGGUCAUUCAGUUAAUCUUCAACCCAAAUAUCAUUUGCAAUGGAAAUAA
This is a messenger RNA of Lizanozyma spartinae, 978 nucleotides long. Its product is annotated as Cgr1p. Gene Ontology annotation, biological process: L-ascorbic acid biosynthetic process. Gene Ontology annotation, molecular function: calcium ion binding; gluconolactonase activity. NCBI's taxonomy places the organism in Eukaryota, Fungi, Ascomycota, Pichiomycetes, Serinales, Debaryomycetaceae. The record is from RefSeq and is a predicted model, not a curated record. The coding region runs from base 1 to 978 and encodes 325 amino acids. The transcript is spliced from 2 exons.